UGCGGGAGCGAGGGCGGGGAUAGGAGGCGGAGGAGAAGGAGGAGGGAGGGGAGAGGGAGGUGGCCGAGUCGGAGUGCACUGAGGCUCUGAGCUGCCAACACUCACACAUCGCCUGCUGUCGCAGCCUCAUUGCUCCCGGAUUCCGGAGAGGGAGCGAGUGGAGGUGAAGAAAAGCCAGACGCGGUAGAGGAGGCACCACACCGCUGGCAGGGGGAAGGAAGUCAGAGAGGAGGGAAGCGUAGAGGGAGGGAGAAGGAGCCCUCCUCCCCGCGGAGAGACGACUUCCCAUGUAGCUAGGGAUAGAGGGAGAAGCUGGCGCUCAGGAACAGUGAGAGAAGCUCUCACCAGCCAAGUUACUUAAUCCCCGGAGAGCGGCGGGAAGAGGACACAGCAGCAAUCACUGAUCAGAACCACUGUUCCUAAACCCCUCAUCAUUUAACCCCCGAGCGGUUCAAUGCACUACUCCAAGCUCUUCCUAGUUUCUUCCUCGGGCUAACUUCGGAGGACGUACCGCCGGAGCGGCCCGGAGGGGAGGACAAGGGCCUCGGAAGAAGGAAGGAGAAGUUUUGUGGGGGUUGCUUGCGGAGGAGAAGAUGGGCUGGAAGCGCCGCUCUUGCUGGGGAGGCGGAGGCGGCGGGGACCUUCUCUGUCGGCUCACCCUGGUGCUGGGGUUCCUGCUGCCCGCCUGCAGGACGCGCCUCUACACCAACCACUGGGCUGUGCGGAUAACCGGGGGGCUCCCGGAGGCCAACAGGAUAGCGAGCAAAUACGGAUACGUCAAUAUAGGACAGAUUGGAACAUUGAAGGACUACUACCACUUCUACCAUAGUAAAACAAUUAAAAGGUCUGUUCUCUCAAGUAGAGGUACCCACAGCUUCAUUUCAAUGGAACCAAAGGUGGAGUGGAUACAACAGCAGGUGGUUAAAAGAAGGAUAAAGAGGGAUUAUAAACCUGGUGGUACCCAAUCCACUUAUUUUAAUGAUCCCAAGUGGCCAAGCAUGUGGUACAUGCACUGCAGUGACAACACCCACCAUUGCCAAUCAGAUAUGAAUAUAGUAGGUGCUUGGAAGAGAGGUUACACUGGAAAGAAUGUUGUGGUCACCAUCCUUGAUGACGGCAUUGAAAGAAACCACCCAGACUUGAUGCAGAAUUAUGAUUCACAGGCCAGUUUUGAUGUAAAUGGAAAUGAUUUCGACCCUAUGCCUCGAUAUGAUGCCAGCAACGAGAACAAGCAUGGAACCCGUUGUGCUGGAGAAGUGGCGGCCACGGCAAACAACUCACACUGCACAGUAGGAAUCGCCUUUAAUGCCAAGAUUGGAGGUGUACGGAUGCUGGAUGGAGAUGUAACAGAUAUGGUAGAGGCAAAGUCUCUAAGCCUUAACCCCCAGCACAUCCACAUUUACAGUGCCAGCUGGGGGCCUGAUGACGAUGGUAAGACUGUGGAUGGACCUGCUUCUCUCGCACGUCAGGCCUUUGAGAACGGCAUCAGAAUGGGACGAAGAGGCUUAGGUUCAGUCUUUGUUUGGGCAUCUGGAAAUGGUGGAAGAAGUCGAGACCACUGCUCCUGUGAUGGCUACACCAAUAGCAUCUACACUAUCUCCAUAAGCAGCACAGCUGAAAGUGGGAAAAAGCCAUGGUAUCUGGAAGAAUGUGCAUCCACACUAGCUACAACAUACAGCAGUGGAGAAUCCUAUGACAGGAAAAUAAUUACUACGGACCUGAGGCAGCGUUGCACAGACAGCCAUACUGGAACCUCAGCCUCUGCACCUAUGGCUGCAGGCAUCAUUGCCCUGGCACUGGAAGCAAAUCCAUUUCUGACCUGGAGAGACGUACAGCACAUUAUUGUCAGGACUUCACGUGCAGGACAUCUGAAUGCUAAUGACUGGAAAACCAAUGCAGCUGGUUAUAAGGUGAGCCACCUUUAUGGAUUUGGACUGAUGGAUGCUGAAGCAAUGGUGACAGAAGCAGAAAAGUGGACAACGGUGCCUCCACAGCAUGUGUGUGUGGAAAACACAGAUCGGCAAAUCAAAACAAUACGACCUGACAGCAUUGUCCGUUCAAUUUACAAAGCCACUGGCUGUUCAGAUAAUCCUAACCACCAUGUGAUCUACUUAGAGCAUGUUGUUGUGCGUAUCACCAUUACUCACCCUCGACGUGGAGACUUGGCAAUUUACCUAACCUCUCCUUCUGGAACUAGGUCACAACUCUUGGCCAACAGGCUAUUUGAUCAUUCCAUGGAAGGAUUCAAAAACUGGGAGUUUAUGACUACUCACUGCUGGAGUGAAAAAGCAGCAGGUGAUUGGAUCUUGGAAAUCUGUGACACUCCAUCUCAACUGAGAAAUUUCAAGACUCCAGGCAAAUUGAAAGAGUGGUCCUUAGUACUGUAUGGAACAUCCAUCCAACCUUACUCACCAAGAAAUGAUUUUUCCAAAGUGGAAAGAGUGCGCUCUAGUCCAGUUGAAGACCCUACAGAAGAUUAUACAACGGAUGACUAUUCAGGUCCCUGUAAUGCAGAAUGCAGUAAAGUAGGGUGUGAUGGGCCAGGACCAGAUCAUUGUACUGACUGUCUGCACUAUUACUACAAAUCUAAAAACAACACAAGGAUCUGUGUUUCGACCUGCCCACCUGGUCACUACAAUGCAGACAAGAAACGAUGUAAAAAAUGUUCACCCAAUUGUGAAACCUGUGUUGGAGGCCAUAAUGACCAGUGCAUGACCUGUAAAUCUGGCUACUACCUGAAUGAAGUAACCAAUAGCUGUAUUACCAGCUGCCCUGAUGGGUUUUACCUGGAUAAGAAUAAGAUUGUUUGUCGAAAAUGUAGUGAAAACUGCAAAACCUGUGUUGAAUUCCAAACCUGCACGGAAUGCAGACAUGGCCUAAGUUUGCAUGGCACCAGAUGUGCUAUCCGCUGUGAAGAAGGAAAAUACCAUAAUGGCAGAGAAUGUGAACCAUGCCACCGUUCCUGUGCAACGUGUGCAGGUGCUGGAGUAGAUGCCUGUAUAAAUUGCACACAGGGUUACUUUAUGGAAGAUGGAAGAUGUGUGCAGUCCUGCAGUAGUGGUUAUUACCUUGAUCACUCCACUGAAAGUGGAUACAAAAGCUGCAAAAGGUGCGAUGCCAGCUGUUUGGAUUGCAGUGGCCAAGGAGACAGAAACUGUACGAGCUGUCCAAAUGGCUAUAACCUAGACACUGGUGUCUGUGUCAUUGGAACAGUAUGCAAGGAUGGGGAAUAUCUUGAUGAUUCCCAAGAAUGCCAGUUGUGUGAUAUAUCCUGUCAGAAAUGCAUUGGACCUAAGUCAGACAAUUGCAUCAGCUGUCCACCCACAAGAUUCUUUGAUGAUGGCUGCUGUGUUAAGCAAUGCCCCGGAGGAAAGUUUGAAUUCGAACAGCAGUGUCACUUGUGCCAUCAUACCUGCCUGAACUGCAGUGGAAGUGAGCCUAACAAAUGCACCACUUGUGGAACAGACAGAAGAGGGGUGGAACGUUUCCUGUAUCAUGGGGAGUGCAGAGACCACUGUCCUCCAGGUCACUACCACUUGGAGCACACCUGUGUGCCUUGCCCUGGCCACUGUGAGGUGUGCCUGAACUCCAGCCACUGCAAAAGAUGUUUCAGAGGCUACUACCUUACUCAAAAUGUGUGUAAGAAGCAUAGCUGUAGAGAAGGUGAAGUGGAAGAUCCUGACUCUGAAGACUGCGCACCAUGUUCAGAUGGAUGCCAGAACUGCAAACAGGAUGAUCCAAGAAUCUGUAUAACAUGCAUUCAAAACCAUUAUAUGUAUAAGCAGCAUUGCUACAAAUACUGUCCAGAAAAUACCUACAGAGAUGGAAGUUCUUGGCAGUGUCGAGACUGUCCUAACAACUGUGAUAGUUGUGACAAGGAUGGGUGUGACUCAUGUGAGGAAGGCUUUUAUCUCUCAGAUGGCACCUGUGUGACUGAGUGUGGAGAUGGCUUCUUCCCUGAUGACAUCUCCAGAGAAUGCGAGCCUUGCCACAGGAGCUGUGCAACCUGUGCUGGGCACAGUUACAAGAGCUGUACUGCAUGCAGAAACAGUUUCCAGCUGUCUCAGGGCCAAUGCCUGAAACCAAGAAAUUCUGUACCAGCUGGGAAGUUCUGGAGUCAUGGAAAUAGAAAAUUGCUGUCCUGUGACUCUCCAUGUAUGACCUGUGAGAAGUCUGCUAAUGUGUGUACUUCGUGUCCAGAAGAAAAAUUUCUUAUCCAUGAUACUUGUGUUUCUUCGUGCCCUCCAAAAUACUUUGGAAACGUUGCAAGUGGAAAGUGCGAGAUGUGUGGGGAUGGCUGUGAGGUGUGCUCUGACCAGUGGCACUGUCAGAAGUGUCAGGCUGAACAGAAGCAGCUACUUUUCCUUCACAAAGGCAGAUGUUUACAGGAGUGCCCUAAGGGAUAUUUUAAUGAUUCUGAGACUUGUAAGGAAUGCAGUGGAUCCUGUAAGACAUGCAUGGGAAAUGCAACUCAAUGUCUAUCCUGUAAAAGUCCUUUUCUUCUGGAGCAUGGGAAAUGUAAAUCUACUUGUUCAGAGAAGCAUUCUGCCUUUGAAGGAAUCUGCAAACGUUGUCCUCAACUGUGUCAGGAAUGCAUUCACGAUGAAAUAUGCACAGAGUGUAUGGAUGAGUUUUUCCUGCAUGAGGGGAAGUGUGUUCAGGAAUGCCCUUCACACUUCUACCCUGAAGACAAGCACUGCUUUCCCUGCCAUGCUGACUGCAAGGACUGCAAUGGGCCACAUUCUGAUGACUGCACAGCAUGCACUUUCAGCUGGUUUAUCCUCUACAAUGGCAUAUGUUUUGAAGACUGCCCUGAGGGGAGUUACUAUGAAGAAGCCACCAAAGACUGCCAAGCAUGCAACAGGACAUGCCAGACUUGUUCUUCCACUGCCUGCCUAACUUGCAGAAAUGGAUGGAUAUUGGACCAUAAUGGGCACUGCACGUUGACUGGGUACUGCCCUCCCACUGAGUACUACACUGAGGAAACUCAGACCUGCAAAUCUUGCCACAAGAAGUGCUUCCAGUGCUCAGGACCCACGGAACAUCAGUGUCUUAGCUGUGUAAAUAACCGAUAUCUUCUCAACAGAACCUGUGUUGAAACAUGUCCAGAUGGAUAUUAUGCUGACAGCAUGGAGAGGCAAUGUUCUGCAUGCCACAGCACCUGUGACACUUGCACUAGAAAACACAGCUCGCAGUGCCUUUCCUGCAAACUGGGUUGGUACAGACAAGGAAAAGGAUGUGUAAGCCAAUGUCCAGCAGGGUAUUUUGCACAAAAUUCCACUGGAUCAUGUGAGAGAUGCCACAAGAGUUGUAAGGAGUGUAUGGGGCCUCGACCCACAGAUUGUCGUUCCUGUAAUAUGUAUUUCUACCUGUUGCACUCCACGAACGAAUGUGUUAGCUCUUGUCCUCAGUACUACUAUGAAAACAAGGACAACAACAUCUGUGAGAGAUGCCACUCUUCCUGUUUAACUUGUGAAGGGAAGGAAGCAUUCAGCUGUACAUCUUGUGUAUGGAGUUACAGUUUAUUAAAUGGAAUGUGCAGCGCGGACUGUUUUGUAGGUGAAUACAAAGUCCAGGAGACACCAGGAGAAAAGGAGAACCAACUCAAGUGUGAGAGAUGUGACAGCUCAUGCACUGAGUGCAAGGGACCUGGUCCUCUCAACUGCACAGUGUGUCCAGUCAGCAUGCAGCUCUUCCUGGAGGAAAGCCGCUGCCUGCCCUGCUGCAGCAACACUGAUCCAGCAGAAACCCCAGAGUGCUGUGACUGCAACGCAACACAAGAUGACUGUGUAUUACAGACAACUCUACCCCCUGGGCAAAAAAGCAAAACUACUUUCUUUGUUAUCACUUGCAUUUUGCUUCUGCUUGUCAUUGGAGCCAUUGUAUUCAUCUGGAGAAAGGCACAAACCAAAACCCAGCCUGUCAAUAAAGGACGGUAUGAGAAGCUGGCAAAUCACUCCAAAAACUUUCCUUCCUCUGUGAGCAGCUACCACAAGAAUCCCAGUCAUCACGAGGAUCAAGUGAUUGAAUACAGAGAUAGAGAUUAUGAUGAUGAUGAUGAAGAUGACAUUGUAUACAUGGGCAAGGAUGGCACAAUUUAUCACAAAUUUAAAUAUGGACUUUUGGAUGAUGACGAGGAAGAUGAGCUAGAAUAUGAUGAUGAAAGUUACUCCUUUAGAUAACUUUUUAUGAAUUAACUAAUAGUAAAUUACUCCCACUCUACUGUUUUUCCUAUGAAAUUAUAGCUAUUUAGGUAAUAUGUUUAGUUACUUGAUAGCAUCCUGACAUCCAAAUA
Molecule: messenger RNA, 6295 nt
Organism: Catharus ustulatus (Swainson's thrush)
Lineage: Eukaryota; Metazoa; Chordata; Aves; Passeriformes; Turdidae
Gene: PCSK5
Product: proprotein convertase subtilisin/kexin type 5
Exons: 37
Coding region: 594-6182 (1862 amino acids)
Biological process (GO): peptide hormone processing
Cellular component (GO): Golgi membrane; trans-Golgi network
Molecular function (GO): serine-type endopeptidase activity
Source: RefSeq, a predicted model, not a curated record